AAGUAUUUGAUGCUUUCGUUUUUUAAGACUUUUUCAGAAGAUGUUACCUGAGAAUUUCUAAGUGUUUUUUCUUCUUACGUAUGUUAGAUCAGUUGGAAAGUCAAAAUGUUUAGACAGAGUCCAACUUUGUUCUAAUCGUAGGUUAGGUGUUUGUGAAAUCGUGAUACCAUCCAUAAACUAAACAAGAAGAAGAAGAAGAAGAAAAAAAAAAAAGAAAGGCAUGGGCGAUAAGGUGGAGACGCUUGGGAGAUUAGCCCAGUGGAAAAUCGACAACAUUGGACUUUGUUCCUACCAAAAAUCUGACCCUUUCAAGGUCGGAAUCUGGAACUGGUACUUUUCAAUUGUGAGGAAUAAGUACCUCUUCAUACAUCUUUUUCCAGAACCUUCUCCGGUUUCUAAGGAUCAACCUCCUUUUGCUCGAUUCGUUCUUCGAGUCUCCAAUUCUGGCUCAUCUCGCAGCUUUCAUAUUUCCCCUGUUCAAGAAAAGCUGCUCAGGACACAUGAUGACUUUGUCUGGUCUGUGGAAACUACUUUUGUUGGUCGCUACACCAUUGAUGUUGAGUUUCUAGACCUGAAGAUAAAUGGAGAAGAAACUAGUUCUGUUUGGCUAUCUGAUGGAAAUGUGCAAUCCGUUGCAUCCCAAAGUAGCAGUCUUCGUGUCCUCUCUCGUAUGCUUGAUGAGGCUAAACAUGCUGACCUAACCAUCAUGACUGCUGAUGGCUCAUUGAGAGCUCAUAAGGCAGUUCUCUCAGCAAGUUCUCCAGUGUUCCAGAGCAUGUUUCAUCACAACCUGAAGGAAAAAGAGUCUUCUACAAUCCAUAUAGAAGACAUGUCACUUGAAUCCUGCACGGCUCUUCUUAGUUUCUUGUAUGGAACAAUCAACAAAAAAGAUUUCUCGAAACACCGGCUUGCAUUGCUUGGAGCUGCUAAUAAAUAUGACAUUGGUGGUCUCAAAGACAUCUGUGAGGAAAGCCUUCUGGAAGGUAUCCACUCGAGAAAUGUUCUUGAGAUGCUACAUGAGGCUUGGUUGUAUCAAUUGCCAAAGUUAAAGAAUGGGUGUUUUGUGUACUUAUUUGAAUUUGGUAAGGUACAUGAUAUGAAGGAUGAAAUGAAUAUUUUUUUCCAAAAUGCGGAUAGGGAGCUAAUGCUUGAGAUGUUUCAGGAGUUGCUUUCAGUUUCGAAACCAUGUAAAAGUUAACUCAUGGAUCGUGUAAAUUCUCUUUGGAUGACCAUAAUCAUUGUUUGCUCUUUCUACUUUUUAUCAUA
This is a messenger RNA of Vigna unguiculata (cowpea), 1266 nucleotides long. Its product is annotated as BTB/POZ domain-containing protein At1g21780-like. NCBI's taxonomy places the organism in Eukaryota, Viridiplantae, Streptophyta, Magnoliopsida, Fabales, Fabaceae. Gene Ontology annotation, molecular function: protein binding. The record is from RefSeq and is a predicted model, not a curated record.